UUAAAAGCAUUAAAAAAAUGGGCAGCUUGCUGAGUACUGUUUAAGAGGAAGCUUUUCAUUUUUUCAAGUUUUGCCGCCAAUCUGUCUCUCAGUGGCGCUCAGAUCAGAUUUACCCAAAAAAAACCCAACUCCGAAUUCAAUGGACUCCGCCAUUGGUGCCAAAAUCGUAGUCGAAGACGACGAUGAUGAAUUUGAUUGGGAGGCAGCUGUGAGAGAAAUCGAUGUGGCAUGCCAAACUGGAAAGCCCUCCUCUUCGUCUUGCAACUUUGAGAAACACGAGAGCGAGAAGAAGAAGAAGAAGAAUGGCAGCAAUUCAAGGCAAUCCACGCUCCACGAGUUUGUUGCGAAGGAGGUCCCGAGGCCUCAACAGGAGAGGAGUUGGGAUACUGGGGAACGUCGUGAUGAAAGGGUUUGCGACGUUGAAAUUGAUGUUGAGGCAGCCAAAACUUGGAUAUACCCAGUUAAUGUUCCACUGCGUGACUAUCAACUUGCGAUUACAAAGAAAGCACUGUUUUCAAAUACUUUAGUGGCAUUGCCAACAGGACUUGGGAAAACUCUUAUUGCUGCAGUUGUUAUGUACAAUUAUUUCCGAUGGUUCCCAGAUGGAAAAAUAGUUUUCACUGCACCUUCUCGACCACUUGUCAUGCAGCAAAUUGAAGCAUGCCAUGGAAUCGUGGGAAUUCCACAAGAUUGGACAAUCGAUUUGACAGGUCAGGUAAAUCCUACAAAACGAGCAUGCUUUUGGAAAUCCAAACGAGUCUUCUUUGUUACUCCACAAGUAUUGGAGAAGGAUAUUCAAUCUGGAACAUGUUUAGUCAACUACUUGGUAUUAUUGGUUAUUGAUGAAGCUCAUCGAGCAAUGGGAAACUAUGCUUAUUGUGUUGCCAUCCGCAAGUUAAUGGAUGUACCGGUGCAAUUGAGAAUAUUAGCUUUGACAGCCACACCAGGAGCAAAGCAGCAGACCAUCCAGCAAAUUAUUGAUAACUUGCACAUAUCAACACUGGAAUAUCGUAAUGAAAGUGACCAUGAUGUUAGUCCAUAUGUUCAUAAUAGGAAGAUAGAGUUAAUUCAGGUUGCAUUGGGCAAAGAUGCUGUUGAGAUAAAUAAAAUGAUUUUGGAAGUAAUACGUCCAUAUGUUGCCAGGCUUUCUGCAGUUGGAGUUCUUCAGCAUCGAGAUUAUGAAACUUUGAGCCCAUGUGAGCUGCUUAAUUCAAGAGACAAAUUUCGUCAAGCACCUCCUGUAGACCUUCCCCCAGUGAAGUAUGGAGAUGUGGAAGGUUAUUUUGGAGUACUUAUAACUCUUUACCACAUUCGCAAGCUACUGUCGAGCCAUGGAAUAAGGCCAGCAUGUGAGAUGCUUGAAGAGAAAUUGAGACAAGGGCCAUUUGCGAGAUAUAUGAGUAGAAAUGAAGAUCUCUUGAAAGUGAAGUUAUUAAUGCAGCAAAACUUGUCUCAUGGUGCUCCAAGUCCAAAGCUAUCCAAAAUGUUAGAAGUAUUGCUUGAUCAUUUCAAAUUGAAGGAUCCACAAAAUUCAAGGGUCAUUAUUUUCUCAAAUUUUAGAGGAAGUGUCAGGGACAUAAUGGAUGCAUUGUCAAACAUUGGGAAUAUAGUUAGAGCUACCCAGUUUAUUGGUCAAAGUUCAGGAAAAACGUUGAAAGGCCAGUCACAAAAAGUUCAACAGGCUGUUUUGGAGAAAUUUCGGGCUGGUGGAUAUAACGUCAUUGUUGCCACAUCUAUUGGCGAAGAAGGCCUUGAUAUAAUGGAAGUUGAUCUUGUAAUAUGCUUUGAUGCUAAUGUGUCCCCAUUGAGAAUGAUUCAGCGAAUGGGGAGGACUGGAAGGAAGCAUGAUGGACGAGUUGUAGUUUUAGCCUGUGAAGGAUCAGAGUUGAAAGGUUACAUGCGAAAACAAGCAAACAGCAAGGCUGUGAGGAAACAUAUGCGAAAUGGGGGGAUGAAUAGCUUCAAUUUUCAUCCUAGCCCAAGAAUGAUUCCCCACAUUUACAAACCAGAAGUCCAAUUUGUUGAGCUUUCAAUUGAACAAUUUGUUCGUCGUGGAAAAAAAGUGAAAGAUGAUGCUACUGUGCAGUCACCUGCUUUUAGAGACAAACUUACUGUUGCUGAGACUAAUCUAAUUGCGAAGUAUUUUCACCCACCUGGUGAUAUUACAUGGAAACCAUCCCUUAUUGCAUUUCCUCACUUCCAGACAUUUCCCUCUAGAGUUCAUAAAGUGAUGCAUUCAUUUAAAACGAGACUACUGAUUGAUACAAUGCAAUACUUACAAGAACUAUCAUUCGCUGGGAACAGCAAAGUUUCUCCUUUCAAGCAUGAAGAAGUCUGUUUAGAGAAAAGCUUGGAAACUAGUGUUGAACAACAGAACAAAAAAGAUAUGCCUUUGUCUGAUCAUUCGUCAGAGAAAAAUUGUCAAGCCAAAGAUUUGGGACCUGAAAUAUCACAUACUAAGAACUUAGAAACCAAGGAGAAGCAUGGUGCAUGUGAAAUCCCUUGCCAAAGGGCUCAUGGGCACUCCUAUCUCUUUGGUUCAGAUUUUGUAUCAGUUGAUGAUGAUGGAAACGUUAUAAUUGUGACAGUCCCUUUACUUCCUUUCGGAAAAGUUUCACAUCCCAGUAAGACAAGAACAAGCAAUACUUUGUUGGUAACUUCUUCACAUCAAGAUCCUCGCCAUCUGAGGGCUUCUGUUGAAGAGCAUAAAGACCUAACCAUUCAAGCAGAAGCAGGAGCUCUAGGAGAUCUAAUGACUUCUCCUACAAGAUAUAUGAAGAAUGGAACUCCUAUUUCUAUAUUGUGCCAUUCAGAUGCAUGGCAAGAGAAUACGUUUGAAGAGGCUGAGCAUAUUCCUCAAACUCCAAUUUCAAAGAGAAUUGUUUCGGAUGGAGAUGGUAACUGUACAACACCUGGUAGCGUGAAAAUGAAGGCCUCAACAUUGCUGCCUGAUGACUACAGUAAUGAUUUUGGAGAUACUGAGUUCAGCCCCCGGCUAACAAAUAUGAUUAAAACUGGUGUUGUUCCUGAGUCUCCUAUCAAUAACUGUGGACAAUCAAAUGGAGAAAGAAGAGAGAACAAUCUUGGUCCAGAUGCUGUUUCACCUACUCAAGCACAUAGUGAAAUGCUGCUGAAGACUUCAAGUCCUGGGAAAAAUGAACUGGUCUAUACAGACAGUAAUACCAGUGGAAGAAUCUCUGUUCAUCCUAUUAAUAAUGAAAUUCAAACUCCUGAACUUAAUAAGAACAAAGUUGCCAACAUAACAGGGUGUUUUUCCUCUUCCCCAAUUUUAGAGGAAGUCAAAAGUCCCUUGGCAAACGUCACAAACAAUAGCUGUAGCAAAGAUUGGCGUUUAAGUUCUGGAGACAAGACAGAAAGUGUAAAACCAGUACGCAAAUUUAAAAGAUUGCGCAAGAUUGGGGAUCAUAAAACAACUAAGAAUCUGGACAGUGUAAAGACUGCUGCCUCUGACCCAUCAGAGGAGAUUUCAAGAUCUUUUCCAAGUCCCCAUGCAAUUCAUCGUAAGCAUCAAAGAGGUAGAAGGAAGCAAGAUAAUGAUGCAAUAAGACCUUUCAUUGAAGAAGAAGCCGAGGUUUCUACCGAUGCAAGUGUCUCUGAUGAUGAGGAAGAUGACCAGGACAAUGAUUCAAAUAACAGUUUUAUAGAUGACAGGAUAAAUCCCACAUCUGCCGGUACUCAAUCUGAAACUAGUAGGGUUGACAUGAUGGCAAUCUACAGGCGUUCAUUGCUCACCCAAUCACCAAUACCGAGGCUUCCAAGCUGUUCUUCCACUUUUAGCCCUGAUUCUGUUGCUCCCACUACCAGGACAAGUGAUUCUGGAAGUAUUUCUGGCAAGGGAGUUUGCUUUCUUCAGACGCCUCAAGCCGAUUCCACACAUCAGUCAAUCAGUAGGCAUUCAAAGUCCAUAAAAAUAAAUCAUGACAUAAUAAAAAAUGACAUAGAAGUCGUGCCUUCUACAGCUUGUAUAGAGACCGAAAGUCGAAAAAGAAAAUUAAGCUUUUGUUUAUCAAGUUCUGUUCCUGUAAUCAACUUAGAGCAAAAAUUCCAACUUCAGUUUGAGGAUGAAGGGAGACAGUUGCAGCAGAGCGAAGCAAAUUCGGACAUACUUUAUGAUGAUAAAUUUUAUGAGGAUAUUGAUCUCGAUGCUAUCGAAGCACAGGCUACCUUGCUUCUCAAGCAUAAAUCAGAGUCAUUGCAGGAACAAAAGAUAAUUCCUCAGCCACAAAAUCCUGGUCUAAUUAGUUCACCAUCAUUUGAUCUCGGCAUUUGAUAAAUUUAUAAGAGAACCUGAAAAUCCAAGCACUGACCUGCACAAGCAUUUUGAAAGAAAUUUGGAUGAAUUCAAUGGGUAGAUUGACAUAGGUCGUGUAAAUGAGUUUCCGAAGGUGUAAAUAUUGUAUUAUUUUUGGAAAAUCUUCUGUCUGAGAGAAUGGUUAGAAGCAACAGGAGGGAAUUGCAUAUUGUGCAUAGAAAAUCAGGUGUAAGUUAUAUUGUAGUGAGCCAUAUUGUAAAGCACAAUAAACAAUGAGGAAAAGAAAAAGUUGAAAAUACAUUUUUUUUUU
Molecule: messenger RNA, 4583 nt
Organism: Ziziphus jujuba (common jujube)
Lineage: Eukaryota; Viridiplantae; Streptophyta; Magnoliopsida; Rosales; Rhamnaceae
Product: DEAD-box ATP-dependent RNA helicase FANCM
Exons: 23
Coding region: 140-4291 (1383 amino acids)
Biological process (GO): double-strand break repair via synthesis-dependent strand annealing; interstrand cross-link repair; replication fork reversal
Molecular function (GO): four-way junction helicase activity; ATP binding; hydrolase activity
Source: RefSeq, a predicted model, not a curated record